Molecule: messenger RNA, 1557 nt
Organism: Erythranthe guttata (spotted monkey flower)
Lineage: Eukaryota; Viridiplantae; Streptophyta; Magnoliopsida; Lamiales; Phrymaceae
Source: RefSeq, a predicted model, not a curated record
AUGAGUGCUUGUAUGGAAGGAGGUUCCACUACUUGCCCACCACUGCUUACGGGAACAAAUUACUCAUAUUGGAAGACCAAGAUGAAUAUGUUCAUCAAGUCAAUGGAUGAAGACGUCUGGCACAUAGUUCUGACUGGCUGGAAACGACCUGUUUCCACGGAUGAAAAAGGAAUUCAAACUGAGAAACAUGAAAAAGACUGGAGCAAAACUGAGCAGAUUGCCGCAAAUAUGAAUUCCAAAGCAUUGAAUGCCAUAUUCAAUGGAAUUGACAUCAAUCAAUUCAAAAUCAUCUCAGCAUGUGAGUGUGCCAAAGAAGCAUGGGAAAAACUACAAACAGCUUAUGAGGGAACAACCUCUGUUCGAUUAUCAAAACUUCAGAUGCUCGCUACUCGCUUUGAGGAUCUUCGAAUGGAUGAGAGUGAAACCGCAUGCGACUUUAAUUCGAAACUAUGCGAUGUCUCGAAUGAAGCUCAUGGUCUUGGUGAAACUUAUCCUGAAGUCAAGCUUGUCCGUAAAGUAUUGAGAUCAAUGCCAGACCGAUUCACAUACAAUGUCAUAGCUAUUGAGGAAGCAAGUGAUGUGGACACAUUGAGACUUGAAGAUCUGAUCGCAAAUUUGCAGACAUUUGAGAACAAGAUGAACAUCAGUAUAAUGGAUAAAGAAAGAAUGAUUGAUUUACAAACAGUUGUUGUGACCACUCCAUCUUUGCCCUUAGUUCCCAUGACACCACACCUCAGGUAUACUACUCGUAAUCUCGAAAAUCAUAGUAAUCUAAACACAAUUUUUUCGUCCACAGGUGAUGAAGAUUCAGAGGAUGAUGAAGAAUGCUCCAUUGAGAAGAUUCAACAGCAACUGAACGAUAUUCUAAAGCAGUGUCAUGAGGUUGGUGAUGAAAAUAGGUGUUUGAAGGAGAAAGUAAAGGAACUGGAAGAGGAGAAUGAAGCAGUUAAAGUCAAUCUGAAGGCCAUAAUCGAUGAGCUAGAAUUGGAAAAUGAGGUACUGGAGGUAAAACAGGAUUUUGCCUUGAAAGAUAUUGACAAUAUAAAAGAAUUACUAAGACAUUUGCGAAACAACGAUUGCAAUAAGACAAAGCCGAUCAAGAAAAAUCCUGCUCCAAUGAAAAAUGCUGAACCCUGCCUCAACCUGAAGUGUGACAACUCUCCUGUUGCAACAACGUUAGAGGCAUCAGUCAGUAAGUUAAAUCGUACUAUGAUUCUUCCUUCGAGCAGGUUAGAUGAAAUUUUAAAUGCUCAUCCCUCAAAUCCUGAUAAACUUGGUCUUGGCUAUACUGGGAGUAAGUUCGAUGGUGUACCUAAUUACUUAAAGAAUCUGCAUAAUGUGUAUGGUGGACAAGUUACUCUUGGUGAUGGAAACAAGGCCUUUGUGAAAGGAGAAGUUAACUUGGAUGUUGGAGGAUUACCCAACCUUGACAAUGUUCUGUAUGUAGAGGGUUUGAAAUCAAACCUACUCAGCGUAAGUCAGCUAUGUGAUCUAUACGACUCAGUGUUGUUCACCAAGCGUAAGUGUGAAGUGUUUGAUCAAAACAACAGGUUGUGA